Molecule: messenger RNA, 3270 nt
Organism: Branchiostoma belcheri (Belcher's lancelet)
Lineage: Eukaryota; Metazoa; Chordata; Leptocardii; Amphioxiformes; Branchiostomatidae
Exons: 24
Coding region: 123-3167 (1014 amino acids)
Biological process (GO): proteolysis
Molecular function (GO): metal ion binding
Source: RefSeq, a predicted model, not a curated record
GGGUGCUAACUCGACAAUUUACACUCUGUAGAAAGUUCUUAGGCACCCCUGCUUCGCGUAAAACAUUUAUCACUGGACAGUCUGUUACCCCCUUUCGUGAAGUGGGUGUGUCCACAGGUAAAAUGGCGGCCAAUUUUGAGCUGGUUUGCUCCGCGAAGGCAAACGGAGUCAUUCCCGUCGACAAAUAUCGCUCCAAGGAGACGGGACUCACCGUGUGUAUAGCUCAGGUUGAGGGGCCACUCGUAAAGGGAUAUUUCUGCCUUGCUACGGAGGCCCAUGAUGAUGAUGGCUUACCUCACACAUUGGAACACCUGGUCUUCAUGGGAAGUGAGGACUAUCCAUACAAGGGAGUGUUGGAUCUGUUGGCUAACAGGUGCCUGGCUCAGGGCACCAAUGCCUGGACAGACACAGACCACACAGCCUACACCGUCACGACAGCAGGCAGUCAGGGCUUCCUCAACCUGCUGCCCAUCUACCUGGACCACGUGCUGUACCCAACACUCACGAACUCAGCCUACAUCACGGAGGUUCACCAUGUGAAUGGUGAGGGAGAGGAUGCAGGUGUGGUGUACUGUGAGAUGCAGGCUCGGGAGAACACUGGGGAGAGCAGGACCUACCUGGAGAUGCUCAGGAGCAUGUACCCUGGACACUGUGGCUACAAGUCUGAGACUGGAGGGAUGUUGGAGAACCUCAGGACCAGCACCUCACACAGGAAGGUUGUUGACUACCACACAGCCUUCUACCGCCCAGAAAACCUGUACCUGGUCAUCACGGGACAGGUGAAGGCAUCAGAUGUCUUCCAGGUGCUGGAGCCUUUUGAGGAGAAAAUCCUGUCCAAGGGCGCCCUGCCUUCCUACAAGCGCCCGUGGCAGAACCCUGUCCCCCCGUUGCCUGCCUCCGUCACCCACACCGUGGGCUACCCCAGCGAUGAUGAGGCCAACGGGAUGGUUCGGAUGGCCUGGAGGGGACCAAAGUCAGAUCAACUGUAUGACAUCCCAGCUAUAGCCACCAUGCUGGAGUACAUGACAGACACAGCCAUCGCACCACUACAGAGGGAACUGGUGGAGACAGAGGACCCUUACUGUAACAGGGUGUCCCACAGUCUGAUAGAGAAUGCAGAAUGCUGUGUGUACUUACACCUUAGUAACGUGCCCAGCGCCAAACUCAGGGUCCUCAAGGACAAAGUUUUGUCAGUUCUGAAAGGCAUAGCUGAUGGCACUGAGAAGUUGGACAUGGAGCGGAUGGGUACAGUUGUACACAGGCAGAUCCUACAGGCCUUAAACCAUAUAGAAGACCAGCCUCAUGACACAGUGGCUUUCCACUGUAUUGGAGACUUCCUGUAUGGGACCAGUAAUGAACAGAUGGCUGAGCGUCUGAACAACAUCAACUACUACCGCAGACUGGCCAAGGAACCGCUGGAGUUCUGGACAAACCUGCUGAAGAAAUAUUUCACUCAGGCUGCACUUGUCACUAUCAUCGGUGAGCCCAGUACAGACAUGAGGGAUGACAUGGCAGAGGAGGAGAAGCAGAGAAUAGAGGGACAGAGAGAAGAACUCGGGGAGGAGGGACUUCGUAAGAUGGAGAAAAAGUUGGACAAGGCUACAGAGGAGAAUGAGAAAGAGGCUCCUACGGAGAUGCUGAGUAGCCUGGAAGUGCCUGACACAGACACUAUCCAGUUCCACCCCAUUCAGGUAGCCAGCACACACGACAAGAGCGCCAUGAACAGGAUUCCCCAGUUCCCCCUGGACAGCCUCCCAUUCACGUUCCAGCUGGACCACAUCCACACCAACUUUGUGCAGCUCUGUGCCCUCCUGGACAGCAGCAGGGUUCCCCAGGACCUCAGACCGUAUCUGUGUCUGUACAUUGAGGUUAUCCUGGAGUCUCCUGUACUCAGGGAUGGAGUGUUGGUCUCCCAUGAGGAUGUGAUCCGUGAGCUGGCGGCCGACACCCUGACUGCUGAGACUUCCCUGGGGGUGGGGGGCAACAGGUUUGCCUGUGGACACUUCGCACAGGUCGUCACUCUGGCACUGAAGCUGGAGAUGGAGAAGUACACCAAAGGCGUGCAGUGGUUACGUGAGCUGUUGUUCCAGACACAGUUCACUGCUGAUCGACUCAAGAUCAUUGCCACCAAGAUGGCCAACGACGUGGCAAGGCAGAAGAGGAGUGGAGCCAAAGUGGCCAGUACGGUCAUCAACGACAUGAACUUCCAGUCAGAGAGUAACAUCCAUGCCUCCAACAUGAUGCGGCAACACAAGUUCUUGACAGAACUCCUGGAGAAACUGGAGGGAAAACCAGACGUGGUCCUAGAGAAGAUGAACCAGCUACGCGCCCUGCUGACUGACCCCGCCUCCCUCAGGGUUCACAUGUCAGCCGACGUGGUGAGACUGGCGGGCGUGGGGUCGCCACGACAACACUGGGACAACUUCAUCAGCAAGGAACGACUGGCAGAGAAGUCCAGUACCGGUGAGUUACAGCAUUCCUACACCCUGCUGAAGCCUCUGGACAAAGGUUCCUCCAUGGGGACCAUCGUGGGAGUGGGAGCUGUGGAGUCAUCCUUCCUGGUGCAGACUGUCCCCUGUAUCACCUCACACAGUCAUCCUGACCUCGCUGCCAUCUUAGUCUUCAUAGAGUACCUCACUGCCUUAGAGGGCCCCAUGUGGAGGCAGAUCAGGGGCCUUGGUCUGUCGUACCACUACAGCAUCAAGGUGACUCCCUCCCAGGGCCUGAUGUCCUUCAUCCUGUACAAGUCUGCUCAGCUGGUCCAGGCUUAUAAAGUGGGCAAGGAUAUAGUGGAGGAGUACUUGGAUGGGAGUGCAGAGUUUGAGCCGGUUCAGGUGGAGGCUGCCAUCAGCAGUGUCCUGUCCUCCAUCAUCGAGCGUGAGGAGAGUGUGGGAGACACCUCCAUGCAGUCUCUUCUGUCAUACUUCAGGGGAGUCGGCUCCAGCUACAACAGGGACCUUCUUGCCAAGAUCUCGAAGGUGACAGUUGCAGACAUGAAGCGUGUUGGUGCUGAGUACUUCACCCCGCUGUUUGACCCCAGUAAGUCCCGAGUCGCUGUCUGCUGUAAUCCUUCCAAGGUGGAGGAGACCAGGGCUGGCUUUGAGGAGCUUGGUAGAGGGCUUGUGGUCAUGGAGUCUUUGGAAGAGGCCUACAAAGAUGAUAACUAGCACUGUGGACACAGCCUUACAUGUAUGCUGCUUUGUGAAAAUGACAAAUGGUCACAACAUGUGUUCAAGUGUUCAGCUCAGGACCAAGUAUUAAGAGAAUAUG